Molecule: messenger RNA, 14830 nt
Organism: Chironomus riparius
Lineage: Eukaryota; Metazoa; Arthropoda; Insecta; Diptera; Chironomidae
Source: the annotation of a GenBank genome assembly
UAACGAGCAAAGCGAAUAAGAAAAGUAUAAAAAGUUUAAAAAGUUUCUUUCCUACCAUAGAGAGAUUCCAUUGUUGAAGACAAAAAGACAAUAUAAAGUUCGAAAAUAAUUUAAGACAGUUUAAGUUGUAAGAGUUGAAAGCACGUUCGAAGCAGGAAUCCAUUAAAUGGAUACAAUGGCUGAAGAUAAGAAUGGCUCUACUGCAGUUCCAAGUGGUGGAGAUGCAAUUGGAGAGAAUCCAUCACUGAUUGAAACUGCAUCAGAAGGACCGAUGUCAUUAAACUUAGCAGUUGGUCCACCUAGUCCAUUAACUGGAUGUUAUCUGCUUAUUGUGAUUGGUGAACCAUAUUCUCACGACCACAAGGAUAUUAUUCUUCAGAAGCUUUUGAAGGGACUCUUGUCAUGGAACGCAGCAGACUGUCAUGUCAAUUUGGAAGAAGAAUUGAGUACAAUUACAGCUUUGGCAUUGGAAGGUGAAGAAGGAAAGAAUGGAGAGAAACUCAUUCAGUAUGCAAGCGAAAAUUUAGUCACGGAGAUAUUGAUUCAUCCUCAAACGAAUACAUUUAUUCAAUGUAUGCGUAAUUUGCUGAGUAGCUUCACUCGACACCGUCACAUUAUUCAUGCAGGAUAUACCUUUACGGGCAAUGGCUCAUGGAUUUUACAGGAUGGAACAUUUUCCGUAUUAGAUUUUUGUGAUGAAUUUCUUCAGAAUGAGGUUCAGAGAGUUUUACGAGCAUAUCCAGAUACAAUUUCAAUUGAUAUUCACUGUGCUCAAUUAGGACAUUGGUCUUCAUUGCCUGACAAAAACUUUACGAAACUUUGCAAAAUUCGUAUAAAUCCUGUUGACGUAAUCGACUCGGGAAAUGAAAAAUUAAAUGCUUUUACUGACUAUUUAUCGGUUAUGGUUUAUUCUGGAGACUUGUACAAUUUACUUGAAAGUUCAGAUGUUGUUGGAAAUAUUCGCUUUAGUCAUCCAACACUUUAUGUCUUCCCCGGUGGACAGGGUGAUGCCGCUCUAUUUGGCAUUAAUGGCUUCAACAUGCUAGUCGACGGAGGCUUUGCCAGAAAGGCAUGCUUUUGGGAUUUUGUACGACACCUAGAUCGCUUGGAUGCAGUUUUAAUGACGAGAUUAAAUAAUAGUAACAUUAACGGUAUGAGCGCUGUGAUCGAACGUAAAAGUGGAAAUUAUGUUUAUCCACAAAUUGGACAUUUCUUUGCAAACAUUCCUGCAAGCCGUGCCAUAUCAAGUCCUGACGGUGAUAAAGAUCGUAAUCCUUUAGAAAUAGAUUUGAUUGAGGAAGGUAGUCGUUUAGUUUCAAACCUUAAGAAUAUUAAUUUGAAACCUCAAAUGUGUUAUCGUGAUGCUGAACCUAUAAAUCUUUAUCAUAAAGUUGGUCACGGUACACUUGAUAUGUACAUAAUAAGCCCCUCAAAAGAUUCCAAAGAAGUUAAAGAAUUUCUUCAAAAGUGGCAUGCUAAUGAUCAGAAAUUAUUUGCAUCAAAAGAUUCCAAAGAAUUUACAUUCCCAAUCCAAAAUAUUGUGUCAAUUUGUGCACUGCUUGUUUGGCAACCUGCUAAUCCUGAUGAUAAUAUAACUCGUAUUCUAUUUCCUGGUAGUACACCCGAUUCAAAAAUAUUCGAAGGACUUGAAAAAGUAAAAGCUUUAGAAUUUUUGAAGCAUCCAAUUUGCACUGUUAAAACAGUUACUCCUUCACUAUCGACAAGCAUCUUAUCAAAAAAGGCUUUAAAAGCUGAAAGGAUUAUUGAUUCAGUUCCUAUUAAGCCUAUAAAAGAAAAGGAAAGAAAAAUAGAGAAGGAGAAAAUAGCUGAUGUAGCAGUUGAUGAGAAAACUUCUCAACCAGAUAAUCGAUUAAUUGAAGAGCAACAACAGCAACAAGAACAACAAGAGCAAAUUACAAUUGAAAAUACAACUGCUGUAACAGAAGAGAUAAUAAAAGCUGAAAAAACUGUUACUAAAACAGCGUCAAAGUCAAGAACGACAGCAACAAAACAGAGCAAAUCAGAUGUAAAGAAAACAGAGACUAAAAAAAUAAUUGAACCAGAACAGACUGUAACAGCAAAUGAAAAGGCUGCGAUAAUUGAAAAAGAAAAAGGUGAUAAUAAAGAAGAGACUGAUGCUAAAUCCACCGAAGAACCUGAAAAAAUUUCAGAUGAUAAAGAAGAAAAGCCUUUGCCAAAGAAGGAAGUAGAAGAACCUGAAGUUAAACCAAAGGCAAAGAUAAGUAAACCAAAAUCCGAUCCGAAAUCGCACGUAAGAUCCCGAAUUGAUUCUCGUCCACCAAGAUCAAUGAGUGAUAAGAGAACUGCUGCUACAAAGAAGGAACAAGAUAAGGAUCAAAAAUCAUCGCCAACAACGCCUAAGAAAACAAGUGAUAAAUUAGCUAAUGGGUCAGUAAUGACUGGAAAAGAAACAAAAGAAGAGAAAAUCAUUGAGAAGGUUAAAGCUAAACCACUCACACGUACAGUUAGGGAGAGUCCAAAAAGUACACCUGCAAAAAGCACAAAGGAUGCUAAUAAUAGAAAAGUCCUUGAAGCACGUCAAAAGCCAACUACAGUUGCAACAGCUUCAACACGAAUAAGUAAAAUGGCUUUAACAACUCACGAAGAAAAGAAAGAAUUGAAAACAUUUGAAAAGAAAACAGUUGCAAAAAGAACAAUGAAAAAAGUAGGAAGUCCAAUGAAAAGCUCUAGGAAAGAUGUUAAAAAGGUUGUAAAAGCAGAUAAAAAUGGCACAACAGAUUCUAGUUUGGUAUCUACACCAAGUGAAGAUGUCCAAAAGAAAAUUGUUACGGGUACUGAAACUGAUGUUGUAAAACAGAAGGAACUUAAUGAACUGAAAGAGGAACAAGAAGCUGUUCGAGAGAUAGAAGCUGUUUUUGAAAAAGAUCAAGUAAAACGACGUUCACAUGGAAUUAUUAUGGAUCAUCGUGAAUUACAUGAAAGCACAACCGAGGCUGAGGAAGAGGAAGAAUAUUUAAUUAUAGAAAAAGAAGAACCUUAUACUGAAGAUUCAAUUAAUGAGCAUGAGAGCCAUAAAGAUGAGGGUGAGAUUCAAAAACUUCAAAGAGAUCACGAUGAAAACGAAAAGAAAUUAAAAGAUGACUCAAAAGAAAAGGAACCAAUACAAACAGAAACAGACGAGAAGGUCGAUCAACAAGAGUUUGACGACGAUAAUGAGAAAGAUAAUUUAAAGGAAGAAGUUCAAGUUGAGGUUCAAGAAAUAAUUUCAUCAGCUAAAGAAAUUGCCAUUUCAAAAAUGGAAACAAGUAUUGAAGCCAUGUUGAAAACUGAAGAUGAUGAUGAACGUAUUAGCAGUGCUAGAAAUAUAGAAACCAAAGAUGAUGAUAUUAGAGAUAACGCUAAAGAUGAAAUUGAUCCAAUAAUGAUUGAAAGUCAACCAGAAGAAAAAUUCUCAGCAACAUCUGGUGCAACCACAGCUCCAACAAUGCCCGAGGAUGAAGUAAAGGAAGGUCCACCACUUGAUGAAAUCAAGGAAGAUUUAGCGGUAGAAGAAAAAUAUAUUAAAGAAGAAACAAAGGAAAAUGACUUCGUUAUGAAAAAACUUCCAACAGUUUUAGAGCCCCUUAAAGGUGACAGUGGAAAAGCUAAUUUCAUAGCUCAAAGCCCACAUUUAAGAGAUAUUGUAAAAACUCCCGAUGAAGUCGCUGAUCUACCAAUGCAUGAGGUUGUAGAUUAUCAAGGAUAUGUCGAAUAUGGUGGCAAAAAAGUAGACAAGCCCGAUGAAAUUCCAGCUGAGGAAACACAGAAGGAAAUUGAGGCCAGAGAGGCUGAAUUACUAAAAGAAAAAGAUGAAAACGAACAAAUUGAGGACAAAGAAAUUGAAGACAAAGAUGAUUUGAAAGAUGAAACUAAAUUGUCCGAGGUUGAACAAGAUGAUGUGAAAAUUACUGAAGCGAAUGAAAUUGUUAUUGAAAAACAAGAAGUCACUAAAGUUCAUCAAACAUACGCUACAGAGAUAAGAGAGACUCAUAUUACAACUAUUGAAUCUCCAUCAAUUGAUGAAAAAUCUACUGACGUCAAAAAAUCUUCAUAUCAAAUUGAAGAGAUUAAAUACAUGACAAUUGAGCGUGAAGACUCUGGAUUAAAUGAUAUCAAAGAAGAAGAUGAAUAUGGCGUCUCACCACCAAAACAUGGUGAUAAUGAAGAAAAAUUGAGCAUAUCACCUAACUUGCCACCUCGUGCUCGAACACCGGAAGAUGUGAUGAAAAUCGUUAGCAAAGUUGCAGAAGUGUUAAAAACGGACAAAGAUUUAGAGGUUUUGGUACCAGAUUUUGAUGAGAAAGAAUUUGAACGACGACUUUCAAAUAAAACGGCUGAAGAUCAUGAAAUGGGUUUAGAAGGUUCAACAACAGUUCAAAGAAUGUUGGUAACAGCAAGCAGUGAAGAUGGAGGUGUUGAAACAGAAAUCUGUCCAGAAGGAAGUAUCAACUUUAUGUCUUCAAGCCCAGAAAAGUCAACAGAAAUAAAUUCACCAAUUAAAGAAAGAGAUGAAAAAGAUGUUAAGACUCCACCAUCAUCAGGAAAAUCAUCUCCUGAAUUAAAAACUUCAACCACUUCAGUUGAAGAAAAAGACAAAAAUGAGUUACAAGAAAAAGAAACAAUUCUCUCAAAAUCUCCCGAGACUUUAAUUACCAAAAUUCAAAAAGAAGAUCUUGAUAGGUUAAGUGAAAUUCGAAGAGAAUCUACGACAAGCUUCCUUAGCGAAAAAGAUUUCACGAAAGAAGAAAGUUCCAUAGUCGUGGAAAAAGUUCAAUCACGAAGUCAGUCAAUCUCGUCGACAAUUUUAGAACUUGAGCAUGAUGAACAAGAAAAAGGAGACCGAGAAGAAAAUCAACAAGACAAAGAAAAAAUUGAAGAACGAAAAAAAUCAAUCGUCUCAGUAAUUUCUGAUUUGACUUUACAGGAGAAGAGAGAUGAAUCUCGACCAGAAUCAAUUCAUGCUUCAGAACAUGAAAAAGAAAUCUUUAAAACCGAUGAACGUAAAGAAUCGAUUGCAUCGUUGACAUCAGAAAAGAAAUUAGAUGAACAAAAGGAAGAAUCACGACCAAUAUCUCAGGCCAGUGUAGCAAGCGAGAAAGCUGCUUCAGAACAUGAAGACGAAAAUUUGAGCCCAGUCAAAGCUGAUGAACGAAAGGAAUCAAUUGCAUCGAUGACAUUAGAAAAGAAAUUAGAUGAACCAAAGGAAGAAUCACGACCAAUUUCUGAGGCCAGUGUAGCAAGCGAGAAAGCUGCUUCAGAACAUGAAGACGAAAAAUUGAGCCCAGUCAAAGCUGAUGAACGAAAGGAAUCAAAUGCAUCGGUGACAUUAGAAAAGAAAUUAGAUGAGCCAAAGGAAGAAUCACGACCUAUUUCUCAGGCCAGUGUAGCAAGCGAGAAAGCUGCUUCAGAACAUGAAGACGAAAAAUUGACCUCAGUCAAAGCUGAUGAGCGUAAAGAAUCAAUUGCAUCGGUGACAUCAGAAAAGAAAUUAGAUGAACCAAAGGAAGAAUCACGACCUAUUUCUCAGGCCAGUGAAGCAAGUGAGAAAGCUGCUUCAGAACAUGAAGACGAAAAAUUGAGCACAGUUAAAGCUGAUGAGCGUAAAGAAUCAAUUGCAUCGGUGACAUCAGAAAAGAAAUUAGAUGAGCCAAAGGAAGAAUCACGACCUAUUUCUCAGGCCAGUGUUGCAAGUGAAAAAGCUACUUCAGAACAUGAAGACGAAAAAUUGAGCCCAGUCAAAGCUGAUGAGCGUAAAGAAUCAAUUGCAUCGGUGACAUCAGAAAAGAAAUUAGAUGAAUCAAAGGAAGAAUCACGACCUAUUUCUCAGGCAAGUAUAGCAAGUGAGAAAGUUGCUUCAGAACAUGAAGACGAAAAAUUUAGCCCAGUCAAAGCUGAUGAACGAAAGGAAUCAAUUGCAUCGGUGACAUCAGAAAAGAAAUUAGAUGAAUCAAAGGAAGAAUCACGACCUAUUUCUCAGGCCAGUGUAGCAAGCGAGAAAGCUGCUUCAGAACAUGAAGACGAAAAAUUGAGCCCAGUCAAAGCUGAUGAGCGUAAAGAAUCAAUUGCAAAGAAAUUAGAUGAACCAAAGGAAGAAUCACGACCACUUUCUCAGGCCAGUUUAGCAAGUGAGAAAGUUGCUUCAGAACAUGAAGACGAAAAAUUGAGCCCGGUCAAAGCUGAUGAGCGUAAAGAAUCAAUUGCAUCGGUGACAUCAGAAAAGAAAUUAGAUGAGCCAAAAGAAGAAUCACGACCUAUUUCUCAGGCCAGUGUAGCAAGCGAGAAAGCUGCUUCAGAACAUGAAGACGAAAAAUUGAGCCCAGUCAAAGCUGAUGAGCGUAAAGAAUCAAUUGCAUCGGUGACAUCAGAAAAGAAAUUAGAUGAACCAAAGGAUGAAUCACGACCUAUUUCUCAGGCCAGUGUAGCAAGUGAAAAAGCUGCUUCAGAACAUGAAGACGAAAAAUUGAGCCCAGUCAAAGCUGAUGUACGAAAGAAAUCAAUUGCAUCGGUGACAUCAGAAAAAAAAUUAGAUGAGCCAAAGGAAGAAUCACGACCUAUUUCUCAGGCCAGUGUAGCAAGUGAGAAAGCUGCUUCAGAACAUGAAGACGAAAAAUUGAGCACAGUCAAAGCUGAUGAGCGUGAAGAAUCAAUUGCAUCGGUGACAUCCGAAAAGAAAUUAGAUGAACCAAAGGAAGAAUCACGACCUAUUUCUCAGGCCAGUGUAGCAAGCAAGAAAGCUGCUUCAGAACAUGAAGACGAAAAAUUGAGCCCAGUCAAUGCUGAUAAACGAAAGGAAUCAAUUGCAUCGGUGACAUCAGAAAAAAAAUUAGAUGAACCAAAGGAAGAAUCACGACCUAUUUCUCAGGCCAGUGAAGCAAGCGAGAAAGCUGCUUCAGAACAUGAAGUCAAAAAAUUGAGCCCAGUCAAAGCUGAUGAGCAUAAAGAAUUAAUUGCAUCGGUGACAUCAGAAAAGAAAUUAGAUGAACCAAAGGAAGAAUCACGACCAAUUCCUCAGGCCAGUGUAGCAAGCGAGAAAGUUGCUUCAGAACAUGAAGACGAAAAAUUGAGCCCAGUCAAAGCUGAUGAGCGUAAAGAAUCAAUUGCAUCGGUGACAUCAGAAAAGAAAUUAGAUGAGCCAAAGGAAGAAUCACGACCAAUUUCUCAGGCCAGUGUAGCAAGUGAGAAAGUUGCUUCAGAACAUGAAGACGAAAAAUUGAGCCCGGUCAAAGCUGAUGAGCGUAAAGAAUCAAUUGCAUCGGUGACAUCAGAAAAGAAAUUAGAUGAGCCAAAGGAAGAAUCACGACCAAUUUCUCAGGCCAGUGUAGCAAGUGAGAAAGUUGCUUCAGAACAUGAAGACGAAAAAUUGAGCCCGGUCAAAGCUGAUGAGCGUAAAGAAUCAAUUGCAUCGGUGACAUCAGAAAAGAAAUUAGAUGAGCCAAAGGAAGAAUCACGACCAAUUUCUCAGGCCAGUGUAGCAAGCGAGAAAGUUGCUUCAGAACAUGAAGACGAAAAAUUGCGCCCAGUCAAAGCUGAUGAGCGUAAAGAAUCAAUUGCAUCGGUGACAUCAGAAAAGAAAUUAGAUGAGCCAAAGGAAGAAUCACGACCAAUUUCUCAGGCCAGUGUAGCAAGCGAGAAAGCUGCUUCAGAACAUGAAGACGAAAAAUUGAGCCCAGUCAAAGCUGAUGAGCGUAAAGAAUCAAUUGCAUCGGUGACAUCAGAAAAGAAAUUAGAUGAGCCAAAGGAAGAAUCACGACCAAUUUCUCAGGCCAGUGUAGCAAGUGAGAAAGUUGCUUCAGAACAUGAAGACGAAAAAUUGAGCCCGGUCAAAGCUGAUGAGCGUAAAGAAUCAAUUGCAUCGGUGACAUCAGAAAAGAAAUUAGAUGAGCCAAAGGAAGAAUCACGACCAAUUUCUCAGGCCAGUGUAGCAAGCGAGAAAGCUGCUUCAGAACAUGAAGACGAAAAAUUGAGCCCAGUCAAAGCUGAUGAGCGUAAAGAAUCAAUUGCAUCGGUGACAUCAGAAAAGAAAUUAGAUGAGCCAAAGGAAGAAUCACGACCAAUUUCUCAGGCCAGUGUAGCAAGUGAGAAAGUUGCUUCAGAACAUGAAGACGAAAAAUUGAGCCCGGUCAAAGCUGAUGAGCGUAAAGAAUCAAUUGCAUCGGUGACAUCAGAAAAAAAAUUAAAUGAACCAAAGAAAGAAUCACGACCUAUUUCUCAGGCCAGUGUAGCAAGCGAGAAAGCUGCUUCAGAACAUGAAGACAAAGAAUUGAGCGCAGUCAAAGCUGAUGAGCGUAAAGAAUCAAUUGCAUCGGUGACAUCAGAAAAGAAAUUAGAUGAACCAAAGGAAGAAUCACGACCAAUUUCUCAGGCCAGUGUAGCAAGUGAGAAAGUUGCUUCAGAACAUGAAGACGAAAAAUUGAGCCCGGUCAAAGCUGAUGAGCGUAAAGAAUCAAUUGCAUCGGUGACAUCAGAAAAGAAAUUAGAUGAACCAAAGGAAGAAUCACGACCAAUUUCUCAGGCCAGUGUAGCAAGUGAGAAAGUUGAUUCAGAACAUGAAGACGAAAAAUUGAGCCCGGUCAAAGCUGAUGAGCGUAAAGAAUCAAUUGCAUCGGUGACAUCAGAAAAGAAAUUAGAUGAGCCAAAGGAAGAAUCACGACCAAUUUCUCAGGCCAGUGUAGCAAGUGAGAAAGUUGCUUCAGAACAUGAAGACGAAAAAUUGAGCCCAGUCAAAGCUGAUGAACGAAAGGAAUCAAUUGUGUCGGUGACAUCAGAAAAGAAAUUAGAUGAGCCAAUGGAAGAAUCACGACCUAUUUCUCAGGCCAGUGUAGCUAGUGAAAAAGCUGCUUCAGAACAUGAAGACGAAGAAUUUAGUCUAGUCAAAGCUGAUGAGCGUAAAGAAUCAAUUGAAUCGGUGACAUCAGAAAAGAAAUUAGAUGAGCCAAAGGAAGAAUCACGACCUAUUUCUCAGGCCAGUGUAGCAAGCGAGAAAGCUGCUUCAGAACAUGAAGACGAAAAAUUGAGCCCAGUCAAAGCUGAUGAGCGUAAAGAAUUAAUUGCAUCGGUGACACCAGAAAAGAAAUUAGAUGAGCCAAAGGAAGAAUCACGACCUAUUUCUCAGGCCAGUGUAGCAAGCGAGAAAGCUGCUUCAGAACAUGAAGACGAAAAAUUGAGCCCAGUCAAAGCUGAUGAGCGUAAAGAAUUAAUUGCAUCGGUGACAUUAGAAAAGAAAUUAGAUGAAUCAAAGGAAGAAUCACGACCUAUUUCUCAGGCAAGUAUAGCAAGUGAGAAAGUUGCUUCAAAACAUGAAGACGAAAAAUUGAGCCCCGUCAAAGCUGAUGAGCGUAAAGAAUCAAUUGCAUCGGUGACAUCAGAAAAGAAAUUAGAUGAACCAAAGGAAAAAUCACGACCUAUUUCUCAGGCCAGUGUAGUAAGCGAGAAAGCUGCUUCAGAACAUGAAGACGAAACAUUGAGCCCAGUCAAAGCUGAUGAACGCAAAGAAUCAAUUGCAUCGAUGACAUCAGAAAAGAAAUUAGAUGAACCAAAGGAAGAAUCACGACCUAUUUCUCAGGCCAGUGUAGCAAGCGAGAAAGUUGCUUCAGAACAUGAAGACGAAAAAUUGAGCCAAGUCAAAGCUGAUGAGCGUAAAGAAUCAAUUGCAUCGGUGACAUCAGAAAAGAAAUUAGAUGAGCCAAAGGGAGAAUCACGACCUAUUUCUCAGGCCAGUGUAGCUAGCGAAAAAGCUGCUUCAGAACAUGAAGACGAAAAAUUGAGCCCAGUCAAAGCUGAUGAGCGUAAAGAAUCAAUUGCAUCGGUGACAUUAGAAAAGAAAUUAGAUGAGCCAAAGGAAGAAUCACGACCUAUUUCUCAGGCCAGUGUAGCAAGCGAGAAAGCUGCUUCAGAACAUGAAGACGAAAAAUUGAGCCCAGUCAAAGAUGAUGAACGAAAGGAAUCAAUUGUAUCGGUGACAUCAGAAAAUAAAUUAGAUGAGCCAAAGGGAGAAUCACGACCUAUUUCUCAGGCCAGUGUAGCUAGCGAAAAAGCUGCUUCAGAACAUGAAGACGAAAAAUUGAGCCCAGUCAAAGCUGAUGAGCGUAAAGAAUCAAUUGCAUCGGUGACAUUAGAAAAGAAAUUAGAUGAGCCAAAGGAAGAAUCACGACCUAUUUCUCAGGCCAGUGUAGCAAGUGAGAAAGUUGCUUCAGAACAUGAAGACGAAAAAUUUAUUCUAGUCAAAGCUGAUGAGCGUAAAGAAUCAAUUGCAUCGGUUACAUCAGAAAAGAAAUUAGAUGAACCAAAGGAAGAAUCACGACCUAUUUCUCAGGCCAGUGUAGUAAGCGAGAAAGCUGCUUCAGAACAUGAAGACGAAAAAUUGAGCCCAGUCAAAGCUGAUGAAAGCAAAGAAUUAAUUGCAUCGAUGACAUCAGAAAAGAAAUUAGAUGAACCAAAGGAAGAAUCACGACCAAUUUCUCAGGCCAGUGUAGUAAGUGAGAAAGUUGCUUCAGAACAUGAAGACGAAAAAUUGAGCCCAGUCAAAGCUGAUGAGCGUAAAGAAUCAAUUGCAUCGGUGACAUUAGAAAAGAAAUUAGAUGAGUCAAAGGAAGAAUCACGACCUAUUUCUCAGGCCAGUGUAGCGAGUGAGAAAGUUGCUUCAGAACAUGAAGACGAAAAAUUGAGCCCAGUCAAAGCUGAUGAGCGUAAAGAAUCAAUUGCAUUGGUGACAUCAGAAAAGAAAUUAGAUGAGCCAAAGGAAGAAUCACGACCUAUUUCUCAGGCCAGUAUAGCAAGCGAGAAAGCUCUUUCAGAACAUGAAGACGAAAAAUUGAGCCCAGUCAAAGCUGAUGAGCGUAAAGAAUCAAUUGCAUCGGUGACAUCAGAAAAGAAAUUAGAUGAGUCAAACGAAGAAUCACGACCUAUUUCUCAGGCCAGUGGAGCAAGCGUGAAAGCUGCUUCAGAACAUGAAGACGAAAAAUUGAGCACAGUUAAAGUUGAUGAACGUAAAGAAUCAAUUGUAUCGGUGACAUCAGAAAAGAAAUUAGAUGAGUCAAAGGAAGAAUCACGACCUAUUUCUCAGGCCAGUGUAGCGAGCGAAAAAGCUGCUUCAGAACAUGAAGACGAAAAAUUGAGCCCAGUCAAAGCUGAUGAGCGUAAAGAAUCAAUUGCAUUGGUGACAUCAGAAAAGAAAUUAGAUGAGCCAAAGGAAGAAUCACGACCUAUUUCUCAGGCCAGUAUAGCAAGCGAGAAAGCUGUUUCAGAACAUGAAGACGAAAAAUUGAGCCCAGUCAAAGCUGAUGAGCGCAAAGAAUCAAUUGCAUCGGUGACAUCAGAAAAGAAAUUAGAUGAGUCAAACGAAGAAUCACGACCAAUUUCUCAGGCCAGUGUAGCAAGCGAAAAAGCUGCUUCAAAACAUGAAGACGAAAAAUUGAGCCCAGUCAAAGCUGAUGAGCGUAAAGAAUCAACUGUAUCGGUGACAUCAGAAAAGAAAUUAGAUGAGCCAAAGGAAGAAUCACGACCUAUUUCUCAGGCCAGUGGAGCAAGCGAGAAAGCUGCUUCAGAACAUGAAGACGAAAAAUUGAGCCAAGUCAAAGCUAAUGAACGAAAGGAAUCAACUGUAUCGGUGACAUCAGAAAAGAAAUUAGAUGAGCCAAAGGAAGAAUCACGACCUAUUUCUCAGGCCAGUGGAGCAAGCGUGAAAGCUGCUUCAGAACAUGAUGACGAAAAAUUGAGUACAGUCAAAGCUGAUGAGCGUAAAGAAUCAAUUGUAUCGAUGACAUCAGAAAAGAAAUUAGAUGAGCCAAAGGAAGAAUCACGACCAAUUUCUCAGGCCAGUGUAGCAAGCGAGAAAGCUGCUUCAGAACAUGAAGACGAAAAAUUGAACCAAGUCAAAGCUAAUGAACGAAAGGAAUCAACUGUAUCGGUGACAUCAGAAAAAAAAUUAGAUGAACCAAAGGAAGAAUCACGACCUAUUUCUCAGGCCAGUGUAGCAAGCGAGAAAGCUGCUUCAGAACAUGAUGACGAAAAAUUGAGUACAGUCAAAGCUGAUGAGCGUAAAGAAUCAAUUGUAUCGAUGACAUCAGAAAAGAAAUUAGAUGAGCCAAAGGAAGAAUCACGACCAAUUUCUCAGGCCAGUGUAGCAAGCGAGAAAGCUGCUUCAGAACAUGAAGACGAAAAAUUGAACCAAGUCAAAGCUAAUGAACGAAAGGAAUCAACUGUAUCGGUGACAUCAGAAAAGAAAUUAGAUGAACCAAAGAAAGAAUCUCGACAAAUUUCUCAAGCCAGUGUAGCAAGUGAGAAGGCUGUUACAGAACGUGAAAACCAAGAACAAGAAUCUCAUUUGAGUUCUCCAAUUUCUCAUUGUGCUAUUCUGGGGCAAAAGAUUGAAACCAAACCUGUUAUUAUUGGUUUCAUUAGACCUAAAUCACCCGCUAGUGAUGGUGAAGAAGUUGACUCUAAGGAUAUUAAAUUAUAUGAGGAAGAGAUUGAUUCUUAUGAAUGUCCAAAAUCUCCUGGAAGCGUUUCAAGCCAGGUCUCAGAAAAAUCUCAUAGUGAUAAAGAAAAAGAGUAUAUAGACGUAAAUAUUAGAAGAAAGUCUUCGGUCUCUGUUGCGUCUGAUGUAGAAAAUAUUGAUGAACAAUUUUCGAGGCCAGAAACUCCGUUAAGUGCUGGACAUGAAGAACAAAAUGAAGAGGAAGGAAAAGCCGAAAAUGAAUAUGAAGACAGAAGGGAAUCAUAUUCAAAAACAGAACGAUUGCUGGAGUCAAGAAAGGAGGGACAAAAAACUCUCGAUGAUAGUGUUUGUUCAUUUCCGAUAAGUAGAGAAUUUGAUAUGACUGAGGAUAAAAUAUUUAUGAAAGAAUCUCGUUCAAAAUCAGUGUCUUCAAUCUGCUCUACAUCAAGUAGAUCAGAAGAUUUCGGUAAAUUAAGUGCUAUUGAAGAAAUCAUUACAUCUUCACGGGAAGACAUUAAAACAUUCAUAAAAACUCAAGAAGAUAUUUCAAAGGUUUCAACAACACAAUACAAACAGUCAACAGAAACAGGGACAGUUCUGAAAAGUUUUCCAUUAGAAUCUGAUAAGUCUGCCCAGAUGACAAUUUCACAUGCAUUCCCAAUUUUAGAUGACAGCUCAAAAUUAGAGACCGUAUCUGAGGAACUAGUACAAAAACAAACCAAAACAGUAGAAGUCACACAAACGAUUACUGAAAGUAUAAUUGAGAAAACAGAGGGCAAGAAAACUCCGCCAACGGCACCAAUUAGUCCAAGUGUUCAAAAAAUAUCAACUCAAAUUACAUCACAAGAAAAAGAAAUUACAAAAUUAGUAGAUAUAUCAUGUGAUAAGCCAUAUGAAUAUUCAACUCCACGUGAUUCAAUUCAUUCAGGUAGGUCAAGUCCAGAUAGUGCUGCAUCAAAAUCAAUUGUACUAGGUCAAGGAUCAGCUGUUGAAUCAACCGAAUCAUCUCCAAAACCAACAUCACCUUUUCCUAAAACAAUUGAUGCUUUAAGAACAGAUGAUGAUCAUAAAACAUCAUCAGGAAUCAGUACACCUGAUAUGACACGAACAUCUACACCUGACACAACAGAGAAAUAUGUAGAAUUAAAGACAAGUUCAGUAAGUGCUAUUAAGGAAGAGAAAACAGAAUUUAUUUCAAAAGUACACACACAAGAAUACAGUUAUCAUGCAGAUUCAAAGGAAGUUUUCCCCGACCAGACUUCAUAUCACACAGAAUGGAUAUCACAUAAAAAAGAUGAUGAAGAUAAUGCAUAUGGAACUGCAGAGCAACAGAUAUACGAAGAAGAAUACGAUGACGAUGAUGAAAUUCCACCACAGUAUGACAGUGAAGUAGUUAAGUCCUCAUUAUUAAUCAGUUCAACAGCAUUUAAACAAUCGGAUCCAAUGAGUACAUCAUUUUAUGGUGCCCUGCCAGAAACAACAACAACAACAAUCGUCACAACAAUGACUUCUGAAAAUGCUAAAUCCGUGCCAAUUCCGAUAACAUCAACUGUCACAAGAACAUAUACAGAAUACACUUCAAGUCCAGAAAUAGUCAGUUCUGAAGCAUUAAGUAAAAAGUACACAAAAUAUUUAGAUGAAGCAGAUUUAGAUUUUGAAAAGACAUUCCAGCAACAGUCAGUCACAACAACAGUUCAAUCCUCAUCUUCUGAAAUGGCUUCCACUUUAUCAUCAACAUCGUCAACAUCAAAAACCACAGCCGAAACAUCAUCAGAUAAUAAAGAAAGUACCUCAAAUUUAACGUCCACUUCAAGUACAGCCACAACAACAGUUUUAGAAAGUUUAAGUAGUAGUUCUAAAAAAGAUGAAACUGAAAAGCUUUGGGACAAGCCAUUAGGUUUGCCAUCACCUGCACCUGAAAAUGAUGUUCGAACAACCCCAAAGAGAGAAAGAAAGAUUAUCGCAAAUAAGAAUAAAUUAAAUUCACAAAAGCGUUCUCAAAGUCCGAUUGCUGGAAAGAAGCUUGCUCCAAUUUACAUGGACUUAGCAUACGUACCUCAUCAUGGAAAUUCAUAUUAUUCUCACGUUGAAUUCUUUAAGAAAGUUCGUGCACGCUAUUAUGUAUUUUCUGGAACUGAACCAAGCAAAGAAGCUUAUAAUGCCCUCCUUGAAGCAAAGCAAACAUGGGAAGAUAAGAAUUUGGAGGUAACGAUAAUUCCAACAUAUGAUACAGAUGUUCUCGGAUAUUGGGUGUCAGAGAAUGAAGAGCUUCUUGCAAAAUAUCACAUUGACUUAUCUCCAUCAGCAGCUCGUUGCACAAUAAAUUUACAAGAUCAUGAAACAUCUUGCUCUGCUUAUCGUUUAGAAUUUUAG